Molecule: messenger RNA, 3209 nt
Organism: Linum trigynum
Lineage: Eukaryota; Viridiplantae; Streptophyta; Magnoliopsida; Malpighiales; Linaceae
Source: the annotation of a GenBank genome assembly
AUAAAGUGGCGAGGAACUUUCUAGUUGGUUGGCACUUGGGAUGUAUGAUAUGAACUAUGAUAAAACUCCUUUUGUGAUGGUUUUUUUGGAGGAUUGAUGUGAAAUUUAAGGUUCACGCUAGCUCAUAUCUCUUCAUUCGUAGUUACAUCGAUGGAGUGAACAAAGUAUCAUUAACAACCCCAACCCUAGGCCGAGGGCAUUAGGAAAAAUAGGAGGCUUAAAGACCUGCUAUUAAAACACCUAUUAGUAUUAUGGGUUGAUGGGUUUAUAUGGAUCUCUCCAAGAAACAGAAAAAAUAUUUUAUUGUUACCGAAUUAAUGAUCUUGCAUCGAUAAAUUGUUUUUUUGUAUGUCUGAGCAACGAUAGAAGGUAAAUAAUGCAUAGUCCACAUAAAUCUAUGUAUUAGGUAUUUUUUCAAUGAACUUUUUUUGAAACAAUGGUAUAAUAAAUAAUAUGAGGCUAUUAGUUUUUCCAUUGCCUCUUCUUUUUCAUUGGUUGUUGACCCCAAGAUUCGAACCUAGAGUAUGGUGGAUGUUCUCAUCUUCAUAUUAUCUUUUUUUUUUUGCAACAAUUCUAGUUUUAUUUGGAGAAACUGUAAAAAUAAAGAUUAUAAUAUUUUAUUUCUAACGCAUAAACAUUAUACGGUAAUGGCUGGUAUACACCAAGUGAUCUUGCCCUUAGAUGCACUUCAAUGAGCUCCGACGAAUCUCAAUGGUCAAUUGUUAUUUUCUAUUAAAUUGAACUUCAGGUUUGGGUUUAGAGAAUCGGAGCCUGGGGUUAAUCCAUUAGAGUUUAGGGUAUAGUAUCAUACCCCAAACUCGGUUUAAUUCAUGGUCUAGAUAAUGAUAUCUCACAAAGAGUACCUGGAGCAUAUUAUACUCAAGGAGUACACCAGUCAGACCCAACAUUAUACAUAGUUAGCAACCGGAUCAAUUUUUGAUAAUCCAGAAUUCAAAAGCUAAAUAAUCAUUCUUCUAAUUAUUAAUCAAUCAGUCUUUUAGCAUGGUAUUAGAGCUCUUCUAAGCCUCUGCUCACUUUCUUGCUCUUGUCUCUCGUUUUACUUCCUCUUCUCCAAUUUUUCUUCGUCCUCCUAUGGAGGUACACUCUUCUUCUCCUUCUGGGGAUGAAGCCAUAAAUCCUCACACUAGAGGUCAUUCGUUCUCCAAUGGUGCAAUUCUUUACCACCACGUUUCAAUUUCGAAUCACGUGAGUCCAUUCUUCAUACAUCCUUCUGGGAAUUGGGGCAAUGUCUUGUUUAUCAACCCCGGAAUGAAGGAGAUUUCUCCAAUUGGGAGCGCUCCAUAGUGAUCGUCAUGGAUGGAAAGAACAAACUCGAUUUCUUAAAUGGGAAAAUUAUCAAUCAUAAGAUGAUUCUCCUCUGUUUGAGUCUUAGAGCCUGUUUACCCAUAAAAAGAGGGUUGUUAUUUCCCGUCCUAGACUUUACUAUAUCUCGCCCAUAAAACUUGUGGAAAAGUUGAUUUGGCCCUUUUUUCUAACAAAUUAUUUAGAAAACAAAAUCCCAAUUAAAGCAACGACAACAAAAUUUGCAGAAAAGUGCCAGUACAAAAAAAUGGCAUGUAUAAAAGUGGAAAAAAAAUUUGGCAAAAAAUAAUUAAUACAAAAAAAUGACUUUCCGGUAGAAAAAUCAAUUUACCAGCAACGGGUGGAAUUGUCCGACGGUGGGUGGGCCUCUAAAACGACGUCACACAGCGUCCGAACUUCGACGUCGGGCCACGUCCGAUCUCCAACGUCAGACCGCGUGCGAUCUCCAACGUCGGACCGCGUCCGCACCCCAAAGUUGGAUAGCGCAUCUCCGCUGGACGAUGGGGAUGCGAUGACACCGAAAAUCACCUCGCAGAAGAAAAGGUAAGGUUAAUCAUUGCAGGGAUGUCGAGAGAUUUGGGGGCUAAGAUCAGGUGACUAAGGGGGAGUGCCUUAGUCACAUGACUAAGUAAAUCUCAGCCCUUCUACCUCAUUAAAAUCCAAUGGCUGAGAUUAAUCCAAUUUAAUGAAGGACAAUGUAGUAAUUAAACAAGUUAUUUAUUUAAUAAUUAAAAUAAAACUAAAAAUAUGUUGGGCCCACGGGCGGAGCUGUCCCGGGUCGGUUAAUUCUUGGCGGCAGAAAGCAAGCCGAUUUCUGCCCCGGCGGUGGUUUGGGGAAUUUUGAUGACGGGCGGAAUUCUCCCCGGUAGUGGUUGGGGGAGAAUUUUUUUGGGGAUUGCUAAUUGUCGCCCUAACUUUUAUUAAUCGCCCUAACUUAAAAGAUUGGAAUUCCCACUUUACCCUUAUUACUUUUUUAUUGUUAAUAUAUAUUUUAUUCUAAUAAACACCAUCAAUCCAUCUAUAAAAAAAAUAAACAUAACCAAUCCAAAGACGACACUUAUACAUGAUUGCAAUUUGCAACCAACUUGUUAUCUUAAAUUCUAGGGUUUCAAACAUUUCAAAUGAGUUUUGGGGGUUUGAUACUUUGAUUACAGAAUUUUCUUUUUGGUACAAAAUUUCCGACUACAGAGAACGAAGAAAAAUCAUGCAGUGGCUGUAGAGUAGGGAGACUUGGCCGGCGAAAUUUAGAGCCAGAUUAGAGGUCGUUUUCCGGCGAUUUCAAUUAUGAGAUAUACCACUAUAUAUCAAAGAUUGAUAUUUUAUUCUAAUGGAUCAUGUCAUGUUGCCGUCCUCACUUCGUCACUGCGGCUGGGGGAGGGAAAAGAGACGAUGUAUGUUGGAGAGAAAGGAUAGACGAGUCGGUUGAUUCUAGAGCGCUACAGCGGGGGCCAUUGAUUAGAUGACACAUGCAGCGGGUAGAAGGAACGACAGCGAAAGGGUGUUGUAAGCGCAGGAGUUCGGUUGCGGUUGGUUGGAUGCUACCCGCCGGUGAAUGAAGAAUGUGCAAAUGCUCGGUGGUGGAGGACUGUUUGGCGGCUGCGAUGCAAAGGAGGGUUAUGAAUUUUAGUCGGUGUUUGCAUUAUUGAAUUGGGUUAAUACCCUCGUUUGGCACGAAGUAUAGCGUUAGUGACAUUUCUGGCCCCAGUUUUCAAAUAAGACAUCUCUGGCCCACUUUUCAAAUUAUCGGACAAAUUUGGCCUGUGGGACGGGUUGAAUGUCAGAUUUGACGGUCAACCAUUUUCUCCGUUGCUGACUCAGCAUUCGACUAUGACGUGGCUUGUCCACGUCAUUUACUAAUUUUUCUUUAAGAAAAACAUAAAAAACAU